This is a messenger RNA of Arachis duranensis, 1053 nucleotides long. Its product is annotated as protein FAR1-RELATED SEQUENCE 5-like. The record is from RefSeq and is a predicted model, not a curated record. Gene Ontology annotation, biological process: regulation of DNA-templated transcription. Bases 1 to 1053 code for a protein of 350 amino acids. NCBI's taxonomy places the organism in Eukaryota, Viridiplantae, Streptophyta, Magnoliopsida, Fabales, Fabaceae. The transcript has 3 exons.
AUGAGGAAGGACGACGUGGUUAGGGAUAAUCAAGGUAGAAUCAUUAGCAGGCAACUUGUUUGCAACAAAGAGGGCUGGAGAAAUAUGAGGUAUCUUGAUAUGGAUGAUAGAUCAAGGGAGGCAAGGUCACUAACGCGAACCAAGUGUCCAGCUCGGCUUAGGGUAAAGCUUGACUAUGGCUGCGGUAGAUGGAAGGUAUCAUGUUUUGUGGAAUCUCACAACCACGAUCUGACGCCACCCCAAUUUGCGCAUCUAGUACCGGCCAAUCGUCGUUUAACUGUGACUGAUAGAGUCCAAGUGGAAAAUCUUCAUAAUUUUGGUGUCAAGAGCUGCCAUAUUAUGGGGUAUAUUGCAUUCCAGAAGGGUGGAUAUCGUCAUGCUGGCUUCACGGAAAGAUUUACUAUUAUCUUCGGCUCCGGCCUACUAUCCGACAAAACUACAGAGACGUAUAAGUGGUUGUUGGAAACCUUUGUUGAAGCGAUGGGUGGGAAAAGUCCAAAAGCAGUAAUAACUGACGGAGACCUUGCCAUGCGAGAUGCAAUCAAGAAUGGUCUUAUAUACGACAACAACGACCAGAGAGACUUUGAUCGGAGAUGGGCAGCCAUUUUGGAUAAGCACAACCUUGUUGGCAGUACCUGGAUGGAAAAGACGUACGAAACUCGUGAGAUGUGGUCCCAUUGUUUCCUCCGGGAUAAGUUUUUCGGUUACAUAAGGACGACAUCACAGUGUGAAGGUAUAAAUUCUCUCAUCAGAUUUUAUGUUAAUCGCAAGAACACCCUCAUUGACUUCAUGCAUAACCUGGAUAGGGCCUUAAAAGAGUAUAGAAGCAACGAAUUAAUAGCUGACUUUAAGUCUCAGUGCUCAGAGCCAGUGAUGAUUAUCUCGUUGGAGGUAUAUGAAAGAUCUGUAUCAUGUUAUUUCACGCGAAACAUUUUCAAGGAAAUUUGUAAUGAGAUUCAGAGGGCAGGGGCUUUGAAUAUAACUGUACUAAGCACAACCUUGGACAAGGUAGAGUUCAGUGUGACUGCUCUCGGAGACCCGACUAAAGAUUGA